AUGGCCGCUGCUGAGCAACCCCUCAAGAAGCGAAAGCUCUACGAGAAACAACUAGAAGAACCGCCUCCAAAAACUCUAGACAAGACACCAAGCACGUUAGCACCACCAACACCGCCGCCACUUUCUCAAGAAGAAAUUAUCGCGAGACGGAGAAACAGAGAUGAGAUUAAGAGCGUCUAUGAUAUUUACAAGCGUCUCAAGUUUUGUGUUUCCCAAAAGGAAGCGCGUCACAUGCCUGAACUCGAACAAGCUUAUCUCUCACUCAUUACUGCUUCAAGAGGUUGUGCUAGUGGGCAACGAAUUAUGGCUGAUCUUAUUCCUCGAUACGCGUCACACUGUCCGACUGCUCUUGAAGCAGCAGCUAAAGUUUUAAUCAAUAUGCAUAGCUGGAGCUUGGCAGUGAUAAAUAGAGGAGAGGAUUCUGAUGGUGUUGCAAUUGAGACUGCUAAAGCGUGUAUUUUUGGUUUAGCUGAUAUCUGUCGAACUGCUUCUUUUGAAGCUCCGACAUCAGCUGUUAUUCGAGGCAUUUGCUCUGCGGUUUUUCAGAAUGUGUUCUCAUUCUUUGUGUCAUCAUUUGAGGGAAAAGAUAUCUUUCAGAUUGUUGAUAUGGAAACUUUGAAGAUGCAAGAUGAUCUCAAGCUCUUUUCUGAGCUGAAGCAAAAGCUUUAUGAUGAUGAUGGAAUUUCAUUGGUUAAAUUGACCAAGUUGCGUACCUUGAGUAUGCUCUGGAUUUUCUUUUCUUGCCCGAAAGAUCUGCUUGCUGCCUGUUUUGAUCUCUUUAAAUCAACUGUUCCCGAAAGAGUUCAAGAAGGACAGUAUUUUCUUAGUCAGGUGACCAGCAGUAUAGCUGAUGAUGUUUUGCCUCUGUCUAAUGCAAGUGAUGGAACUACCUCUCGUGAAGGAUCUGUUGGAUCAAGUGCCAAAAGCUAUGAUGUUAGGGGCGAGUUGCCUACAGAUGGCAACCUUGUUUCAGAGGAUUCAUCAAUACCAAAGAACUGCUUGUUGAGACUGGUUCUUGGAAAUAAUGCAUCUUUGAGAAGUUGGAUGUUCUCAAAGUACAAGAAGUUAUGCAACAUCCCAUCUUUUAUAGCUGCAUCAGACAUUAGAUCUGCUCUAGAAGGAAUCUGUAAGUCAUUUGCAGAAUUCAAUAAACUAGAUGACAGUCAAAUUGACAGUGACGGGGAUGAUUCUGAUCCAUCAAAAUUUGUAAAUCGACAAUACCUGGUCCCUAGGAUGUCUAAUGAACAUGAAGUCCCUGGUGAACCAGCUGGUACUGGUCAUCAUAAAGGAGGUUCAAGGUCCAUGGAUUUUGAGAUAAAUCACCUUGGAGACUCUUCACAUGGCAGGUCUUCCGUGCCUAGGGAUCUAUUUAACCAAUCAGUGCUUUCACCUUCUACAAGAACUCCAUUAGACUUCAGGAGCAACUCAUUUGAUGGUAGAAACUUUAAUGUCCACGUGGACAAAAAUCCAGCUUCAAAUAUGGAUUUUAGUUCACCUGCCUUGAGAUCUCCUAGUGGAGGCAUAAGUAAUUCUUUUGCUUCUCCUCAUAAUCAUUUGGUGGCACCAUAUCGUUCCAUAACUGAAACUGUUUGGUUCUGUGAUGGGGACCCUGCUGCAAUGGAUGUUUUUUCUGCUUCUAGACAGCUUUGGUUGGGUUCUUUAGGCUCGGAUGCAUCUGAAGCUCAUAUGAGAUAUGAGCUUGAGAGGUUUGGUCCUAUAGAACAAUUUUUCUUCUUUCCAGUCAAAGGAUUUGCCUUGGUUGAGUACAGGAGCAUAUUUGAUGCCAUUAGGGCUCGGGAUUAUUUGCGUGGUCAAUUCCCUUGGUGGAUCAAGUUUAUGGAUAUAGGACUGGGAGCUAGGGGCGCUAUGAAUGGUGUUGCAGUUGGUUCCAGUUGUUACAUUUAUGUUGGACAUAUUUCAAGCCAAUGGGCAAGGGAUGAAAUUCUGCAUGAAUCUAGGAAAGUGAUUUACAAGGGGCCAUGCAUGGUCACUGAUCUCACCAAUGAAGGAGCAGUAGUGAUGGAGUUUGAAACUCCUGAAGAAGCUACUGCUGUGAUGGUACAUCUCAGGCUGCAUCGUAAAGGACAACUCCACCAUAUGCCUGCUUUAAAUGAUGGAUCAGCUAGUGUGGUAAUGCCUCAGUUAGAUGGUGCAAGAUCAGCACCAGCAACUAUCCAUGCUGACGUUAGAAUCAAUCACUCGGUUAGCAUGUGCAAUAGUAGAACAGAAUCGCCAUGUACCCAAACUGUAGCUCAGAGUCCUGCUGACAGCUCUAGGACAAGGAUGUCUAAUUUAUCUUCUUUGCUGGCUUCAUUGCGUACAAAAUAUAAUAUUAAUCAAAAUCCAAAUUAUUUUGACCUCUAUGCGCCUGGAAGCAGCAUGGCUCCUUCUUCGAGGGAUGCUGAUCGAGAGCCAUCAAGCACACUUUUGAUUUGUCUUCCAAAUGUCAACUCCCCGUUCCUUAAUGAUGAUGAGCUUAUGGCUGUUUGCAAUCUUGCUAUUGCCAAUGUAGGGUCUAUAGUCAGGUUGACGAGAGCAAAUAUGCAUAUUGGGUGUGGUUGGUUUGUUGAAUGCAGCAAUGUUGAUGCUGCAAUCACUGUUUUGAAAAAUAUCCGUGGUUGUCAUGGGACAUUCUUUCAGAUCGAGUUCAGUCAGCCAGAAAAGAAUGCUGUGCCAUUCUCAAUCAAGCCUGAGGAUGUCUCCACAGAGCUUUUAUCCACACAAAUAAAAUCGGAGAAUCAGGAGACUCCAGUACAAGGUUCACAUUCAUUUGGGGUGGUGGAUCCUUCGCAAGGAGGUGGUCAUGUUGUUCCUGCUGCUGCUGAACCAAUGUGGAUGUACAAGAACAAUGAAAUUGAGCUGCUCCAGCCACCCGUAAGCAUUUCAUGUGCACCUUUAGGAACACACGGACCACCAAUUCCGCCACCACAGCAGUUCCAGCCACCUCCAUUUAUGCAUCCUUUGUACCUCCCCCCAAACAGUUCAUGGGAUCCACGGGGUUUAAAUCAUGCCACAGUGAAUCCAAUCUCACCAGCAACAAUGCCAAAUAGUUUUCAAGGAAGUGCUGUUGCAUCUCCUUUUAUACCUGCUUCUGUGACUCCACUAGCACAGGUACAGCGGGCUCCAGUGCAGCACUUUGACCAAAUGUUUCCCAGACCUGCUGUAAUCCCAACUUUAUCAUCUGUGCCACCUCAGCCUGGAAUACCCCCUCCGUUGCCUCCAUCCCCACCACCUGCUCCUCCUCCACCUAGUUCCCCCCUCCACCUCCACCUGUUGCAGAAUCAACUGAUGCAGAAAGUUCUGGAAACUCUAUAUAUUUGCAAAUAUUUGAAUGCCAUGUCUGAACCUGCUGAAUGGCCUGCUAAACUAGAUAUGACAAAGCGCACUGUUUUUCGGCAUGUAAAAUCGACGUUUGCAACUACCCCACCACACAAAAGGGAAGUAUGCCGAUUGAUCCCCUUGUCUGAGAGCGACCAAAAGGGUUUUCAGGAUUUCAUAUCAUACUUGAAGCAGAGGGAAUGUGCAGGAGUAAUUAAAAUCCCUUCAGUGAAAUCCAUAUGGACAAGGAUUCUCUUUAUCCUUCCCUAUUCACAAGAUACUUGUUCCAUGCUCUCAAUUGCUCCCGAUGCAUCUAACUGCCUGAUUGGUUUAGUUUUGCCAAAAGAAACAAACUUUGACUGGGUUUAA
Molecule: messenger RNA, 3687 nt
Organism: Dovyalis caffra
Lineage: Eukaryota; Viridiplantae; Streptophyta; Magnoliopsida; Malpighiales; Salicaceae
Source: the annotation of a GenBank genome assembly